Molecule: messenger RNA, 6317 nt
Organism: Ahaetulla prasina
Lineage: Eukaryota; Metazoa; Chordata; Lepidosauria; Squamata; Colubridae
Gene: ITGA8
Product: integrin subunit alpha 8
Exons: 30
Coding region: 307-3492 (1061 amino acids)
Biological process (GO): cell-cell adhesion; cell adhesion mediated by integrin; cell-matrix adhesion
Cellular component (GO): external side of plasma membrane; integrin complex
Molecular function (GO): integrin binding
Source: RefSeq, a predicted model, not a curated record
GUCGUUCCCAGAAUGUCGCCCGCAGGAACAACACCAGGGGGCGGCACAACGAACAGCCUGGUUCCUUCAGAGAAGCGCGGCUGGCUCGAACUUUUGGAAGCGAAUGGCUUUGCGCCUCCCUCGCCAAGUUUUUGCCCGGCGGGCGGCGCGCACGCAAAGCGAGGCGGUGGGACGGCGGCUGCGGCCAGAGGGUAGCCCUGCGAGGCUUGAAGCGGCGGCGGCGGCGGCGGCGCCUUCCAAUUCUGGCUGGCUGCUUCACUUUCGGGAGAGAGAAAGAAACGAAGCGAGGGAGCCGCUGCCAGGAGGAUGUGGAGGCGGCGGCGUAGGUUGCCAUCGCUGCCGACUUCGUCCGCUCGGUGCAGGCGCUGCUCGGUAAGCAACAGCGCUGUCCUUUCGCUGCUUUUGCUGCUAGCGGGGCCACUGAGUGCCUUCAACCUGGACGAAGAGAAGGUCGUCGUCUACAGCGGUCCAGAUGGCAGUUACUUCGGUUACGCGCUGGAUUUUUACAACCCCGCACCGAAUGCGAUAAGUGUCCUAGUUGGAGCACCUAAAGCCAACACAACCCAGCCAGACAUAGUGGAAGGAGGAGCUGUCUACUAUUGCCCUUGGCCAGCCAGGGAGUGUAAAGAGAUCCCUUUUGAUAAUAAAAAUAACAGGAAAAUCAAAGUUAAUAGUACAAGAGAACCUCUUGAAUUUAAAUCAAAUCAAUGGUUUGGAGCAACAAUCAGAACUCAUAAAGAAAAAGUUGUAGCUUGUGCUCCCUUAUAUCAUUGGAGGACUCUGAAGGCUGUUCCUGAAAAGGAUCCAGUGGGUACCUGCUAUGUUGCUAUUCAGAAUUUUACUACCUAUGCAGAAUAUUCUCCUUGUCGUAAUAACAACCCAGAUCCUGAGGGUCAAGGUUACUGUCAAGCAGGAUUCAGCUUAGAUUUUUAUAAGAAUGGAGAACUCAUAUUAGGAGGACCUGGCAGUUUUUACUGGCAAGGUCAGGUUAUCACCAGCAGUAUUGCAGAUGUUAUCACAGAUUAUUCCUUCAAGAAUAUUCUAAGGAAACUAUUACAGGAAAAGCAAACUGGAGUGGCCCCUUCUAUAUAUGAUGACAAUUAUUUGGGUUACUCAGUGGUUGCUGGUGAAUUUACUGGAGAUCUUCAUGAAGAGCUGGUAGCUGGAGUUCCAAGAGGUGCACAGAAUUUUGGCUAUGUUACAAUAAUAAAUUCCACAGAUCUGACCUUUAUUCAAAAUUUCACUGGCAAGCAGAUGGCAUCUUACUUUGGAUAUACUGUUGCUGUAUCAGACAUUAACUAUGAUGGUAUGGAUGACAUCCUAGUUGGUGCUCCUCUCUUUAUGGAACGUGAAUUUGAGAGCAACCCUAAGGAGGUUGGACAGGUGUAUCUGUAUCUGCAGGAUGGUGUCUUGUCUUUCAAAGAAGCACAGACACUGUCUGGCACUGAGGUUUUUGGACGAUUUGGCAAUUCUAUUGCGCCCCUGGGAGAUCUCAAUCAGGAUGGUUAUAGAGAUGUUGCCAUAGGUGCUCCAUUUGCAGGAGAAGAUAGAAGGGGGACGGUAUUCAUCUACAAUGGAGACAGAAAUGGGUUAAAUCCAAAUCCUUCCCAGAUUCUCACUGGCCUAUGGGCCUCCCAGUCUAUGCCUGCAGGAUUUGGAUUUACAUUGAGAGGAGAAUCAGACAUAGAUCAAAAUAAUUAUCCAGAUCUAAUUGUUGGUGCAUUUGGAGUUGCAAAGGUAGUUGUUUACAGAGCAAGACCAGUUGUGACAAUAAAUGCUCAGCUCCUGGUCUCCCCAGUGAUUGUAAAUCCAGAAAAUAAAACCUGUCAGCUUCCUGGUUCUAUGACCUUAGUGGCCUGUUUUACUGUAGCAGUUUGUGCAGGUUUUCAGAGUCCAGGUUUCUCAGAUAAUAUAGUUCUGAAAGCUGAACUACAGUUAGAUUCACUAAAAACCAAAGGAGCUGUUAAGAGGACUCUCUUCCUUGAUUAUCAUCAGUCACAACAUGUCUUCUCCUUCAUGAUAACUGCACAGAAUUGGCCCACUUGCAAGGACUUUGUGGUUUAUCUUAGAGAUGAAACUGAAUUUAGAGAUAAAUUGUCUCCAAUCAAUAUUAGCUUGAACUAUAAACUGGAUGAAUCCACAUUUUCUGAUGUAUUAGCUGUGAGCCCAAUAUUGAAUUAUUACCAAGAAAACAGAAUGGAGAAACAGGCAUACAUUCUUGUGGAUUGUGGAGAAGACAACGUGUGCAUUCCUGACUUGAAACUUUCCGUUAUGCCUGAUAGGGAUCAGAUUGUAAUUGGGGAAGAAAACUAUCUCAUGCUUACAAUCAAUUCAAGAAAUGAAGGAGAAGGUGCCUAUGAAGCCGAACUACAUAUAACAAUUCCUCCAGAAGCAGAUUACACAGGUGUUGAGCGGAACAACAAGGCACUACGUGUGCUGAGCUGUGAUUAUAAGAUGGAGAAUGAAACGAGAACAGUGAUUUGUGACCUUGGAAAUCCCAUGGCAGCUGGAACAAAUUUUUCUGCAGGCAUCAAAUUUACUGUUCAGCAUUUUGAAAAUCCUGAACUGAGCAUUGAAUUCAAGCUUCAAAUGCGAAGUUCCAACAAAGUUAACGCCAACAGUAAUUUGGUUGAACUUAAGAUUGACAUCAGUGCAAUAGCUCAUGUACAGAUCAGAGGAGUCUCUCACCCUCCACAAAUUGUGUUGCCAAUUCAUAACUGGAAACCAAAAGAUGAACCUACCAAAGAAGAUGAAAUUGGACCUUUAGUGGAACAUAUAUAUGAGUUGUACAACAUUGGACCAAGUGCCAUCAAUGAUACAGUCCUGUACGUGGAAUGGCCAGUUUUGAGCAAAACAGAAUUUCUUCUUUACAUCCUUCACAUUCAGACACACGGACCUCUGAAAUGUCAAACAAGUUCUGCAAUUAACAGUUUGGAAAUAAAGUUUACCGUCCCAGAAGACACUCCAGAGCUUGCUGCUUUUUUACGCAAUUCCUCCGUCUCUCACUCUGUUGGACGGAGGGAAGCCAAAUUGGUGGAGUAUCAAAAAAACUCUGCAAAAAUUCUGAAUUGCACAAAUGUGGAAUGUUUAAUGAUCACCUGUUCAGUGGGGCUCUUGGAAAAAGGGAAAAGUGCUGCAUUGAAAAUCCGAUCUCGUUUAUGGGCUUCAACAUUUCUACAGAGGAAAAAUUACCGCUAUGCUCUUUCCAUCAGUGUGUCAUUUGAAGUGAAGAAGAUGCCAUACAAAGUUCAGCCAGCAAAACUUCCUGAAGGAAGCAUAGCUAUAAAAACAUCUGUUAUUUGGGCUACUCCAAACAUUUCCUUUAUAAUCCCUUUGUGGGUUAUAAUAUUGGCCAUACUUCUUGGACUACUGGUUCUGGCUAUGUUGACCUUAGCUUUGUGGAAGUGUGGGUUUUUUGAUAGAGCCAGGCCACCUAGAGAUGACAUGGCCGAAAAAGUGCAUCUAACAAGUGACAAGACUACUGAUACCUAGAAAAUGUGUCCCCAUAUCAAGGGUUUGUGUUCAUAUUACCAGGAACCUUAAUUUGGAUCAAGAAUGCUAAAUAGCUGUAAUUGGACCUAUGCAACAUUCUACAUAUUCAGAACAUAGAAGACAGAAAAUACUACUAUCUCUGCCUCAGAACAGAUGAGCAAUCUUCCAUCCAAAAACAGCUAAUGAAAAAGAAUUGUUUCAGCUUUUCAAAACUGAUUCUUAGUGAAAUUACUGGAUAUAUCAAAAGCAGUCAUAAAUCCAAUGGAGCAGAGAUGGAAAGCCAACAACACUUAAAUGGAUGAAAGAUGAACAAGACACAGUGUUCAACUCUACUGUAUAUUGGUAAAAUCUUGAGGCAUCUCCCUAAGAAUAGAAACUUUUAUAAACACUGGCUCAGGGAGGCAAGCAAUAUUAUGGAUAGUAUUAAAGUACCUCCAAAAAGUAAAACUAGUCUUUCAAAAUACUUCUUUUGUAUUUAUCUAUAUUUUGUAAACUGGGCAUCCUACAAAAAUAGGGUCUAAAAUAUUUUAUUUUCACUAUUUCACCUGUAAAUAGAGUGAACAUAUUCUUUGCAUUCCAUAUACUAAUUAUAAAUGUUUGGAAAGAAGCAAAGUUUUACAUUCCUUGGUAGGAGUAAAUGUAUUAUAAAAAUUUAUAAAAUUUCAGAGCUUGAAAAUGAGCCUCAAUACAAAAGCAUAAAAUAGAAAUUUCCAUUUAUUUAAUAACUCUACAUCAUGAACAAAACAGAUUAAAAUUGUUUGCAAUAUCAUAAUAGUAAGGAAAACUAUGGUAUUCUAGGAAAAAAACAGAAACCAAAAAGAAGUGUUGAAUCUAUAUAGAUUAUUGUACUGUAUUCUAGUAAUAUAAUCCAGUUCUUUCCAACAGGGGGCCCAGGUCAAAGAUUAUGAAGGCAAGCCAAGAGGAAAACUAAUCGGUAAAUUUGAUUUGAUAGAAAGACUCCAUGUAAACCAAAUCAGAUCAAUAAAUAAAAAUAAUUCCUCAACCCUUCCCAAGAAAAGUUCUGUGGUUCACAAAUUAUGCAGUUAAUAUUUGCUUUGAAUGGAUGGAUUAUUCUAAAGAAAUAAAUAUUUGGAGAUGUACAUUUAAAUAAAUCAUUCCUAAACUCACUAAGAGACAUCUGGCUAGCAGAUUAAAUUUUGAAAGGACCUUCAUCAAUUUUGUUCAGAAACUUUUUGAAACAACCAAUGUGUUUCUCUGUUUUUGCUCCUGUGAUUCCCCAUAGGUGCAGGUUAUUUAGAAUUGUAUAUCUUCCAACAGGAAUGUUUUUCUGCUCUCUAACAAUGAUGGUUCAGUGACAUUAAUUCUGAUGCAUAUAAGAAUGACUCCAGCAACUCUUAGAAGCCUGGCGGAUCUCUCCCAUGGAGUAGGAGAUUCCCAUGGAGUGGGAGAUUAGCAAGCAGAUUUGUUAAUAUUCUUACUUGUUUUUUAUAGAUUGUAUUUUUUUAUUGGGCCAAGUCCAAAAUGAUUUCCAGUCUGUAGAUUAUGUAAUGAUAGGACUGAAGUAUUUUCCUUUGAAAAAAAUCAAAAUACAUUUGUGUUUUUGGAAUAUUUGCAGCUAUAGUUUUUGACAAAAUAAUGUAUUUCUGCGUACAGUGAAAAAUUCUGCACUAAGUCUUACCGAAGGGUUUAUAUUUUCAGCAUCUCAUUAUCUUCUCUUGGAUUGGUUUAUGGAUGCUGUGUCUAACAUCAGAUUUCCUAGUUUCAAUUGCUCCAAUAAUCCUACUGUUUGUUCUACAAAAACUAAAAAUUGUUAUGUACUUUCUGUUGUCAUGAAGGUAGACCCAGAGAAAAACCCUAUCCCUUUCUGCUGCUAGAAUCCUUUGAACAUUUUGUAUAUUUUUCUGCAAUCAAGAAAUGAGUUAGAUGCAAUGUAUCUGCCAAUCCAAAGAAGCUUCUGAAAAAUAUCAGUUUCUAGAAGUUAACUAAGUAGCUGAACAAGUUGCCCUUGUUUUAUUCUGAGACUUUUUUUUAUUAAACUCAUAGAGUUUAGCCCACAAUCUUCUGAUUCCUGGUGGUCCAAGUAUUAUCAAGUCUGACCUUGUUUGACUUUUCCAGAUCAGCCGAGGUUAACUAGGUGUUAUUACCGAUUUUUCUAAAUUUCCUAUCCAUUGGCUAGGCUGCUAUUAUUUUAGAGAAACAGAGGCUUUGCAGGACUCAAAGAACCUCUGCAGAGGAGUAUUUAAACAAGCUGUUUAAAAUAAAUAGGGGAAGCCUGUAAUCACUCAACUAAGGACAGGCAACCUCUGGCCCUUGGUCUAAUUUCAUCUGGCCUUUGAUCUAAUUUCAAAAGGCCUCUGCAAAUGAUGAGCUCAAAGUUCUGUUAAGAAUAAACUGUUCUCUGAUAUUAUGUUGACUGGCAAGGAAAAGUAAAUGUCAGAGAGAAUGAGAGAAUGAAGGAGGUAUUAGAAAGGAGAAAAUGAUAGUCCAUUCACUUUUAUUCUAAUUUCACUGCCUUUCUCCAGAUGCAUUAUACUAGCAUUGUUCCCUAUUACAACACACACACAAAAUAAUUUUGCAUCUAAAGAGGUUAUAUUAUUCCCUCUAGUUUUUGUCUUAGCCUAAAAUCGCUACUUGAUCAUAAUUAAACUUAUUGUGAUUUUCAUUUUCAUAAAUAGUCAAGAAUGAAGUACUAUUGAGUUGUUUCCUCUGUAUUUAUAUACCAUGUAAAAGAUGACUGCUCUACCUGUAAAAGCAGUUUCACAUCAACUGAUUAAUAUCCAUCUAUGUAAGCAAAGCAGUUAGUAUUGCUUUUGGCAAGAAUAGUAAAUAUUGAUUUAUAAUCCAGAACUGGCUACACUCAUGUA